Spodoptera exigua (beet armyworm) is the source of this 3207-nucleotide messenger RNA. Lineage: Eukaryota; Metazoa; Arthropoda; Insecta; Lepidoptera; Noctuidae. The record is from the annotation of a GenBank genome assembly.
CUUGACUCGUCUGUCAUUUCUUAUCACUUAUGUUUUGAGGUUAUUGAAAUGCCGCAGUGUUUUUGCUACAGUUAAUAAUUAACUUUGAUACGUUUAUUGUAUUAAGCUUUACUGUCGUACUCUUAUCUUAAAUGAAAUUGUGUUCCUAAUUUAUCAUCUAAGAACUUUUCGACCAACCAUGGAGGAAACAGAAGCAAAAGAAUUCGAUGCCUCAAUAGGUGGCACGGAACACCUACCUUUUUCAGCGAACAGUUUAAGAUUUGCGUCUUCUAGAAGUGUUGAAAUAGCUGCAAUGACUGAGAGUAUUCUGAGGCCAAGUAAAUCUAAACUUAUAUUCCAAACACUGCCUGUUCACAUGAGGCGCCGUGUUAUGAGCCACAACUGUAAAAGAUUACCUCGUAGGUUGCGAAGAGGUCAUUUAGAACAACUGAAGAAAAGUGGUUUACCUCCUAAGCAAAAGCGCCCGUCAAGGAAAUAUAGACGAAGACCGGCAAAUUUAUUGGAAGAGUAUAAUAGACGACAGAGGCAACAUAUUUGGUUAGAAACACACAUAUGGCAUGCAAAGAGAUUUCAUAUGACUGAACGAUGGGGACAUCGACUACCGUAUGCGCCAUGCGACAAAGCUUUUCGGGCUUGUUAUAGAGGCAGCUCUGCUCACUGCCUCCUGCAAGAUAUCUCUUAUUACACACCCAUUCAGAUAACAGGGACAGUUGCACAGAUUAAAGAAGUGUUUGCUAAGAUUACUAGCUGUAUGUGUGGUCUUAGCAUUGGUGCUAUGGCUUACAUCAAUGGCACAAGACAAGGAACUGUACACAUCUAUGGAGUAAACACCUUUCCAUUUGGUUAUGUUGGGAAAGUAGAGUUUAUUUGGGUCCCAAGUGAUAGUAUCAGUAAAACUUUGUGGCUUUUUGUCCAUCCAUCACAAGCCAGUAUAAUACAAUCGGUUUUAACUGAUGCAUCCUGUUUACAAGAUAAUAAUGAUUAUGAAGUAGCAAAGAAAAAGAGAAAAGUUGACAGUGUAACAGGGAGUAUUGAAAUAAAAGUGAUGCAAAGGUUUAAUAGAUUUCGACUAACAGGGCCAAACAGCCAUGCAAUAUUGGCAGAGAGUUUGAAAUGUGUUAAUGAAGAUCUUAUUAAAAAUGCCAAAUGGACCUUACUACAUAAGCCUAAAGAUUUGAUAGAGAAAAAUGAAUAUUGGGAAACAAUAAGUACAGCAAAGUCUCCAGCACAGCUUCCUUCUCAUAUGGUUGUGGGAUUAGUUGUAAUAGAUCCUCGUUUGAGAAGACCUAGACACCGCACUAAAGCAAAACAAAAUACAGACACAGAAAUUAAUACAGACACUUUGCUUAAAAUUCCACCUUUUCUCUCAAACUCUCCGCUAUGGGAUAUGAGAAUACAUGAAUCAAUAAAAAAGGAGUUAAUGACUAAUGGCCAGUUUGUUAAACACAUAACCAGAAACAAUCUUGUCCCCGGUGCAGUAGAUGAAGAUGAUCCAGCACUACAGUGCAUACCUGUUGUAUUGGUUCAGAGACCUGGCUCCCAAAACUCAGAAUUUAAAAAACUUGGAUAUGGCAGUGGAUGGGACAUUAUAAUACCUUCAGGAUAUGCCCUUCCUUUCUGGUUAACAUUCAUCAUGUUUGGAGCAAGAUCAGGAGGCCUACGAGAAACAGAAAGCUUAGCUUUUGAAAUGGGAGAGUGCUAUUUUCCACCAGAUUCAAAUGCAGGGAAAGAAAAUGAAAAUCGAAUAGAAUCAGAAAUGCGAGAUAGAUACUUCAAGCUACCACCAAGUAAAAGGGUCAACUACAAUAAAAUUGCAAUUAAUAGCCCUUUUAGGUGUCCUUGGAACAUAUUGCUUAGUGAUUGGAGUGAUGAUAAAACCGAUGAAUUCUUUGUUUUAAGGAAUAAAACUAUGUUGAAUGAAAUACAGGACUGCAUAACCCAAAAGAAACACAUACCAAAUAUUGAAAAUGCCUCUAUGUGUUUAGUUCCAGUUUAUAUAAAAAUAACAGCCAAAGGUAGUUUACAAAGACAUGCACUUAUCUGCUUGCCUGAAGUAAGUGACCUGGUUAAUGUGAAGACAUUAUUUGAACCACACCAUGAAGACCCCAAUGAAAAUACCAGAAAAUUAAAACGCAAAGAACAUAUUAAGUCUUUAAAGAAAAUCAAAAAGAAAACUUAUAAACUGAAGAAGAAACUUCAACAAGAAAAAAAACCUAUGUACACAAAGAAGUUACGUAAAAUACAUCGACAAGAGCCUUCAGAGUAUGUUAAGACAAUGAGAGAAUUGUGGCUUUCAUCCCAAAUAGAAACGGUACGCAAAGUCGGCGCCAGAGAAGUGAUGGGCUAUGUUGUCCAAGGUGCUUUCAGUUUCACUGAAGCCAGUAGUUGUGGUGUAGGAUACAUUGCUUAUAAUGCAUUGAAACACCUACUGGACACUGGGAUAAAUCAAGUUCUUGUAAGGAACCCAACAUCGAGAAAAUACAGACUAGCAAAUAUAGUAAUCAUAAGAAAUACGUAAAUAAAAAUCAUAUUUUAUAAAAUUAUGCAUUUAUUUUUUUCACUAAUUAUGUUAUUACAUAUUCUAAUCACCAUAAAAACCUACAUUUCUAGGUUUCACCUUCGGUUUAGGAUGAAUAGCAAAAAUAAUUUACUUUCAAACUCUGUCAACAAUAUUAUAUUGAUACGAUACACCCGCAUUCUCUUUCAGCACAACAAUGAUUUAGGAAUAAGUCAGUUGUAACAUAUUAUAAAUAUUCUCAAGAUUGUUUAUUUAUGAGAUUUCUUUAAUAUAUUAGCAUGAUACUAGUACAUUACAAUGUAAAUGCUUAAAUUUGUACGAGGUCAACUCUGUCCAGAGUAAAGGUUUUCCUAUAACUAUGGUUUUACAUUAAAAUGCGUACAUCGAAUUUAUUGGGAUAGCCCCGCGGAUACAGUAUACAAUGUAUGCUACUACAGACAGACUCCAGGCAAAACUGAAUGUUCGGCUUUAGCCGAGACGGGCAACAUCAUGAGCUGUACACAGGCCCACUGUACCGCCAACCCUAGAUCUUAGACCGCUUCCUAGCAAUAGCGUCCUCGACCGCCUUCAAUUGUUUUAACAGCUCCUCUCGUCUCGAUACAGAUUUCUUCGCAGGUCCCGAAUUUACUGGAGAUGUCGCCGCACGUUUUUUGCCGCCGCCGGAUUCUGUAAAGUUAUUUAUUGUCAUA